Molecule: messenger RNA, 493 nt
Organism: Sitophilus oryzae (rice weevil)
Lineage: Eukaryota; Metazoa; Arthropoda; Insecta; Coleoptera; Curculionidae
Exons: 3
Coding region: 114-407 (97 amino acids)
Source: RefSeq, a predicted model, not a curated record
UCAUGUUGUAGCUUCACGGAGAGUGUGUCAAAUAUUGCCAAGUGCGGUGUAAUCUACAGAUAUAUCUGUAUUUAAAGUAUUUUUAAUUUAUUAUUAUUUAUUGUUCGGGUAAAAUGAAGAGAGAAAAAUUUGAAAAUAAAUCGGCAAAAUCAGGGGAUAGGCGAGUCAUUAGACACAGGACGCGAGAGCCUGACCGCGUCACAGAAAUGCUGAAGCUCUGUCUCCAGAGGAUCUGCGAGCUGCAAGCCGAGAUGAACCAAGUAGAUGAAGAAGUCCAUGAUCCAGAGGCUGAAGGAUAUACAGCGUGUGCCAUGGAAACACUCAGGUUUCUGACAGCUCAGGGAAUGUCACCUGACCAUCCUGUCGUCAGGGCUUUGACAGAUAGACUGCUUCGAAACAGAGACUGACAAUGAAAAAGCUUAAUAUCCCUAGAUUAUACAGGGUACCCCAGAAAUAAGUGCAAGUAUUUUAACUGGUAGUAGGUAUAGUUUAA